AUGGAGAAUCCACAAACAUCCAAAGACAAUUAUGUCCUCAAUGCCAUGGUACUAGGUGCCAACUUGGUGUUUCCUGCAGUUCUUAAUGCUGCAAUGGAACUCAACUUGUUUAACAUUAUUGCCAAAGAAAUUAGCUCACAAGAUGAUAACAAUAAAGGUGGAUUCAUUUCAACUUUUGAAAUUGCUUCAAAGUUAUCAACACAACACUCUGAGUUGCCAAAUAGGCUCGAUCGUAUGUUGCGCUUGCUUGCUAGCUACUCUCUUUUGUCUGUAUCAACUCGAACCAAUGAUGAUGAUGGUAACAUUGUUAGAUUUUAUGGAAUCACAUCUUUGGGAAAAUACUUUGUUAGUUAUGACAACAAUGAUGAUUAUUUGGGCUCAAUGAUAUCAUACAUGUGUCACCCUACUCUCUUAGGAGUGUGGUUGAAUCUCAAGGAAACAAUUAUGGAGUCAGAGAUUGAUCUAUUCAAAAAAGUCCAUGGAAUAUCUAUCUAUGAUUAUUUUGAAAAAGAUCCACAAAUAAACGAAAUAUUUAAUAAAUCAAUGACUGAAACAUGUACAGCUCAUAUGAAAGGAAUCCUUGAAAUAUACAAAGGAUAUGAAGGACUAACAACACUAGUUGAUGUAGGAGGUGGAAAUGGACAAAGCCUCAAAAUGAUUUUGUCUAAAUAUCCAUCAAUAAUCAAGGCAAUCAAUUUUGAUCUUCCUCAAGUGAUUGAAAAUGCACCACCCUUUUCAGGUAUUGAACAUGUUGGAGGAAAUAUGUUUGAAUGUGUUCCACAAGGAGAUGCCAUAAUGCUUAAGUUUGUGUGCCAUAAUUGGUCGGACGAAAAAUGCUUAGAAAUUUUAAGCAAUUGUCACAAAGCUUUGCCUCCAAAAGGUAAAGUCAUUCUUGUGGAGUUCAUAUCACCAGAAGAUUCAGAAUCAACAAAUAUAUCUUAUAAGCUGACUUCAACUAUUGAUAUGAUGUUUAUCACUACUGGUGGAAGGGAAAGAACCCUAAAAGAAUAUGAAAAUUUGAGUAAAAGCUCUGGAUUUUCUAAACUUGAAGUUGUUUGUCUUGUUUUCUCUAUCCUUGGAGUGAUACAAAUAAAUAAUUAUAUAAUUUCAAUAGUAGUUGGUCUUGCAUGCCAAUUUUAUUAA
Molecule: messenger RNA, 1143 nt
Organism: Cicer arietinum (chickpea)
Lineage: Eukaryota; Viridiplantae; Streptophyta; Magnoliopsida; Fabales; Fabaceae
Product: isoliquiritigenin 2'-O-methyltransferase-like
Molecular function (GO): protein dimerization activity; O-methyltransferase activity
Source: RefSeq, a predicted model, not a curated record